This is a messenger RNA of Talaromyces amestolkiae, 1647 nucleotides long. RefSeq lists its product as uncharacterized. The transcript is spliced from 7 exons. The coding region runs from base 1 to 1647 and encodes 548 amino acids. Gene Ontology annotation, molecular function: carbohydrate:proton symporter activity. Lineage: Eukaryota; Fungi; Ascomycota; Eurotiomycetes; Eurotiales; Trichocomaceae. The record is from RefSeq and is a predicted model, not a curated record. Gene Ontology annotation, biological process: carbohydrate transport; transmembrane transport. Gene Ontology annotation, cellular component: membrane.
AUGAAGGCCAUGGACAACCCCAUCGAGAAGGAUGGUAACCUCUAUCACGUCGAAGAUGUGAUCGAUAAAUCUGAGUCAAAUGCCCUCAAACUCACUCGGAAUGACUUUUUUGAAGCGCAAAAUGAUUCAUUGUCUGAGGGCAGAUCGCCAUGGCCCGUGAUUAAGGAGAAUCUCAAGCUGUGCAUGAUUGUUCUCGCUGUCCAGACCAAUGGUAUCAUUCUCGGCCUCGAAUACACUUUUCUCGGAGCGCUUGUCGGUGUUCAAGCCUUUUGCAGGACUAUGGGCUCCUAUGACGAGGGCUCUGGAAGUUACGCCGUAGCCGCAAGCACAUUAUCGCUCUGGGCCGGGUUAUUUGGUCUUAUGCAGUUUUCCGGACAGCUCUUUGCCGGUUGGUUCGCGGAUCGUUACGGUCGAUCUAAAUGUAUUUACCUGAUGAUAUUCAACACCUAUAUCGGUGUCAUGACCGAGAUUCUCUCCCAGAACAAGAACGAUUAUACUGGCGCCAAGAUUCUUAUGGGUGUAGCAACCGGCAUGAUGCAAGUUGCUAUUCCGACGUAUGUAGCUGAAAUCACCCCUCGUGAGAUUCGAGGUAUUACCAUUGGAUUGUUCAGUUUCAACUGCACCUUCGUCACCUGGGGCUCAAACAAAGCCUGGGGCGCUGAUGCCCUAGACAACAGAGGCUGGCGCGUGCCACUUUACGUCGGUCUUGCAGCACCCACAGUCAGCCUCGUAGCUAUGCUUCUAAUGAUGCCAGAAUCGCCGUAUUGGCUAGUUCUGAAAGACCGGGGCGAGGACGCCAAACGUAGUCUUGCACGACUGCAUCCGCGACAAGCUUCGACAGAGAUUGACAAAAAAUACCAUGAGCUACAGUACACAGUCAUGAAGGAGGUUCAGUUCAAGGAGUUCACUAAAGAUGCCACUUACAUGGAGUGUCUCCGAGGCCCCAAUUUGCAACGCACUUUCUCGGCCAUGUUUCCCUCAACGUCGCAGCAGUUGAUUGGCAAUCAACUUGUACAAUCUUACUCAACUUACUUCUUCACCAUUGCUGGCCUGUCGAAUGCCCUUUUAGGCAGCGUCAUCGUGGCCUGCGCUGGCCUCGCUGCGGGCUUUUUGUGUUUCUUCUUGAUUGAAACCAAAAGCAUUGGGAGAUGGACUUUGGUUUUCUGGGGUGUCUUUGGGAUUACUAUCUCUAUGCUCGGAAUCGGCAUCGUCGAUACUGUCGACCACGGAAAGACCAGUACCAGUGCUGGCGCCGCUCUUGUGGCUUUUAUCGCUUUAUUCAAUGCCGCUACGGCUGUUGGUCCAGGUGUAGCAGGAUGGGCCUACGCUGGAGAAGUAGGGUCCGUUCGUCUCCGCGCGAAAACCGCUACCAUGGCGGUGGGUGUCAACGCCAUCAUCGGAACAUUGACUAACAUUGUGAUCCCAUUUGAGUUGAAUGCCAUUGGACCCAAGACCGGGUAUAUGUUCUUCGGUGUCGGAGUGAUAUGCCUUGUUCUCAUCUACCUCUGGGUUCCGGAUGUUACGGGCCGCACAUACGCGCAAUUGGAUGAAUUAUUUGAGCGAAGGAUUCCAGCGAGGAAGUUCAAGACUACUGUUUGUACGGGUGAGUAUGGACAGGAGCAUACUAGGGAUCAUGUGAAGGCUUGA